GCUCCUGGUGCAGGAGAAGGGACUAGUUCUGGAGGAGACCCGACCCAUCCUCCGCGAAAGAAGAGGGCACGUGUUGACCCAACUGUUGAAAGUGAGGAGACCUUCAUAAAUCGAGUGGAGGUUAAAGUGAAAAUCCCUGAGGAGCUGAAACCAUGGCUUGUGGAUGACUGGGACCUCAUCACAAGGCAAAAACAGCUUUUCCACCUACCUGCCAAAAAGAACGUCGAUGCAGUCCUUGAAGAUUAUGCAAACUACAAGAAAUCAAGAGGAAACUCUGACAGCAAGGAGUUUGCUGUGAACGAGGUGGUUGCUGGUAUCCGGGAAUAUUUCAAUGUCAUGCUGGGGACACAACUUCUUUACAAAUUUGAGAGGCCGCAGUACGCAGACAUCCUGGCCAACCACCCGGAUACAUCUAUGUCUCAGAUCUACGGCGCUCCUCACCUACUCCGACUCUUUGUGAGAAUUGGCGCUAUGCUGGCAUACACUCCCCUGGAUGAGAAGAGCCUUGCACUGCUGCUCAGUUACCUACAGGAUUUUCUCAAGUAUCUUGUAAAGAACUCUGCGUCGCUCUUCAAUGCAAGCGACUAUGAAGUUGCCCCUCCAGAGUACCACCGCAAGGCAGUCUAAGGUUUUUUUUAAUUUUAGGAUCUGAAGCCUUUUGUGUGUUGAAGUGCGGAAACGACUCAUUCUUACCUGUCGAAAGGAUGUGUUUUCACAAAAAGCCUUCGGAGAACGGAUUGUGCAAGAUCUGUUGAUUUAUUGAGGAAGAAUCAGAGCAAGAUGUCACACUAAUCCCUGGACAAAUUCAUUUUUCUUUCAUGUGGAAAGCUGCUGAGUACGCUCUUCCUGUAUUGGUAUGUUUUUGAGUACCACUUAUUAGUUUCUAUGAUACUC
Molecule: messenger RNA, 894 nt
Organism: Plectropomus leopardus (leopard coralgrouper)
Lineage: Eukaryota; Metazoa; Chordata; Actinopteri; Perciformes; Serranidae
Source: RefSeq, a predicted model, not a curated record